AUGCGUGGUCAUCCUCCGAAAACCCAUGAUUAUUAUUCAUCGGGCGAGUCAGGAAGAAAGAAAUACGAAAAGAACCAUGCAACACCCAUCACGGAGUCAAUCAUCAUUACCACUCCGAAGAACAACAUGAAUGGUCAUCAUGUCGAGGAUAAUAUUUCUUCCUUGUCAACAGAAUCGGAAUAUUUGGAUUGUGUAUUAAUACCUGCAUUUGAAGAAGAAGACACUCAUUUCAUUGAACAAGACACUCAUUUCACUGAACAUGAUCAUACUGUAGAUUCAGAUUCUGAUACAAGUUUAGAAAUGAAAUAUAUUUUAAUUGAAAAUUCUGAUGAAGAAGAUGAUUUUUUACCUAAUAACACCAGUGACUCUGAAGAUGACGUUGUUUAUAUUACUACUAAACAUGUUAAUAUUUUCAAUGAACAUUCAGAUCUGAAACAAGUUCAUUCCAAAGACACAACCAUUCAUCAUUCCAAAGACACAACCAUUCAUUCUGGUAAACCAUUAAUCACUCCACGACAAUUAUUGAAUCAUCAUGACAUACAACCAUUACACAAUACACAAUUAUUGAAUCAUCAUGAUACACAACCAUCCAAAGAUUCUAAAACAUUGCAAAAUACCAAAAUACCAAAGAAACCAUCCUCGUUGACCACAACCACCACCAAACAUUUAAGUACCAUUCCCUCUCAUUCUCAACCACGAACAUUACUUUCAUCACAUUCAACCAUCACAAAAACCUCUCAUCAUGACAACAAUCACAUGAAUGAAACAACAAAUUCUUCUCAAAAAUACAAAUUACCUCGAGUCAGAGAAGAAAGAUUAUUACAAGUCCAAAAUGAAUCAUCAUCUGUAAAUACUAGUCAUUCCAACACAUUACAAAAUAAUAAUUCAUCGACUACAACAAUGAAUAAUACUAUUCCUUCCAACACAUUACAAAAUAAUAAUUCAUCCAAAAGAAUGACUUCUUUAAUAGCACCAAUCACGAGAUCAAGUUCUAAUUUCAUUCAAAAUUCAGAAUAUGAUUUGAGACAAGCAAUUUUGGAACAUGGACCAUUCAUUGCAUCCAAUAAUAAUAAUAAUAGUAGACCAUUCAUCACAUCCAAUAAUAAUAGUAAUAAUAAUACUCCAUCAACGAUUGAUGAUUCAAUUUUUAAGAAAAAUAGAAUGAAUCAAUUUUAUAACAUUAUUCUCAAUAUGGAUAUUACUGUAGAUGAAAAAACCAAAUUAAAAAAGGCAGAAUUAACACGUCAAGAUCGAAUGAAUAUGAUGAAUCAAUUGAAAACCAUUCCAAAUAGUUUUAAAUCCAUUGAAGAAUAUGUGAAUAUCUUUACACCUCACAUUUUGCAAGAAUGUGUAGCACAAAUACAAUCAUCAAUCAAUGAAGAUCGAAUGGAAUCUAUUCAAGCAAUGAUUAAGGACAUUGAAUUUAAAGGAAGUACAUGUAUAUUAUAUUUGAGUAUAAUCAACCAUUCAAGUAUUACAAGUAAUUCAUCAAAUAAUUCAAGCAUUUCAAGUAUUUCAAAUAAUUCAAAUAACUCUAAUUUUUCAUUAUUACCACCUUCCAUUGCAUGGAUUGAACCUAUACUCUCUCAUCAGAAUCAUCAACAACAACAACAUCAACAACAACAUCAUCACUCAUUCUUUUGUGAAGUAUUAGAAAAUGAUUUUCAAACAUCCAAAAAUCUAUCCAUUCGAUUCAAAGAUUUAAUUUCAUUGAGAACGAGUAGUAAACAUAAAAGUUGCCAUCUCUGUGUGGGAUCGAAAUGGAUCAUUCGAAAAAUAUCACUUUCAACUCUAUUACGACAAAUAUAUGCUGUGAAUAGUAUUGGAAUAUUUUCAUUGAAUCAUUUCAUUUCACAUCCAUCAAAUAAUAAUAAUAAUACUACUAAUAUUAAUACUAAUAAUAAUAAUAAUAAUACUAAUAAUAAUCAUACUAGUAAUAAUAAUACUAAUCAAAGAAUUAAUAAUAUUCAUAGUAAUAAUUCUAUGAAUCAUUACCACAACAUUUUCCUCAAUCCAUCAUCCUCUCCUCAAUGUCAAUCCAAACAAUAUCCAUAUUCUUACAAAGAUUUAAUGAAUGAUGAACUAUUUAAAUUGCACCCCAAGUAUAAAAUGUUUUUGAAACAGACUUUUAAUGAAAGUCAAUUAACAGGAAUUAUCAAUGCAUGUGUCAAUACGAAGAUUCCAUUAUCUUCUCAACAACAACAACAACAAUCAAACUCUUCAUCUUCUCGACAACAACAACCUCAACAACCUCUACCUCAACAACAACAACAACAACCUCAACAACCUCUAUCACCACUCGUAUUAAUUCAAGGUCCACCUGGAACAGGUAAAACGACACUCUCUAUUGGUAUCAUUUCAACACUCAUUCAACAACGUAUUGAAAGAGGUGAAGCUAUUGGUAAAAACAAGAUUCUUGUUUGUGCUCCUUCGAAUCAAGCAGUCGAUGAAAUAUUAAAAAGAAUAUCUGAAAAGGGAAUUACAGUCAUGACGAUGAAUACUACAAGUCAUGACUCAACUCUUAACAGUACUCUAAAUACUCAUCAUUCAACCAUCACUACGUAUAUUCCUCAAAUGGUUCGAUUUGGAAUUAAGGAAUCUAUUCAUCCAAGUGUUGAACAUUAUUAUAUGGAUCAUUUGAUUAAAAAUAGAAUGAAUGAUCAAAGAAAUGAUAGAAUGGAUAGCACUACUAUGAAUCAUUACACUAUGAAUCAAUUAGAAUUUGAAAUCAAACAAUCGAUUAUGAAAAGUGUUGAAAUUAUCUUUGUAACUCUUUCAUCCAGUGGAUUUGACAAGUAUUUUAAUUUAAAUAUUAGUGAAAGUAUUAGUCAUAUCAUUAUUGAUGAAUGUUGUCAAUGUGUAGAACCUGAAUUAUUAAUACCAUUAUGUUAUUUAAGUAAUAAUAAUAUCAAUACUAGUAAUAAUUAUAAUAAUUAUAGUAAUAUCAAUACUAGUAAUAAUUAUAAUAAUUAUAGUAAUAAUAAUUAUGGUAAUAAUCGUAACAAAAAUAUUGAAAUUCCUAAUCAUCAAAAAAUUAUAUUAAUUGGUGAUCCAUGUCAAUUACCAGCUACUAUUAUUGGUAAUUCAAGAGAUUAUAAUUAUUCGAGAUCAUUAAUGGAGAGAUUUAUGAAUGAAGGAUAUCCUGCCAUCAUGUUAAAUGUUCAACAUCGUAUGCAUCCUAAAAUAUGUGAAUUUCCAUCUCAAUGUUUCUAUGGAGGAAAAUUAACCAGUCAUGAAUCUUUAAAUGAUCAUCCUAUUGGAAAGGAAUAUCAAGAAAUUAUGAGAGAAAUGAAUCAUGAUGAUAGGAAUGAAUGGAAUGGUAAAAAAACAACACUGAUCGAUUCCAUACCACCCAUUCAAUGCUAUGAUUUGUUAUAUAGUAGAGAAGACUCACACAACACGACAAGUGUUCGAAAUGUAUUUGAAGCACAAUUUAUUUCCUAUCUCUAUUACAAAAUGAUUCAUUUGAAAAUGAAGAAAUUAAUGAAAAAUCCUAAAUAUGAUCGAAAUGAUGAAACUCAUUGCAUGCUACCAUCUCAACUCUUGGCGAAUUUUGAAAAGAAUAUUGGAAUUAUUACACCUUACAAACAACAAGUGAAUGAAAUUAGAAAAUGUAUCAAUACCAUACCAACAACAACAAGAAGAAUGGAUACUACAAAACAUUUGACAAAUGGUGAAAACAAUAGCACUGAUAUUAACACCAUUGAUGGAUUUCAAGGAAGAGAAAAAGAUGUCAUUCUUCUCAGUUGUGUGAGAAGUGAGGGUUUAGGAUUUUUAACAGACUAUCGUCGUAUGAAUGUGGCCAUUACUCGUGCAAAACAUGGUCUUAUUGUCGUGUGCAAUUCGAAACAAUUGAAUAACUCACCAUUAUGGAGAGAAUUUAUUGCACAUGCACAACAGAAUGGAUAUUAUCAUGCAGUGACACAACCUCCCAAGGAUAUUGAAAAGAUUCAACGAGAGGUUCAAUUCGAAUUGAGAAAGUUAUUGACGACGUAUGGGUCGAAUACAAGAAUUGUACAAGAUGAAAUGGCUCUUAUUGAUAAUUCACACAAAAGAAAAGACUAUGACCAACGUGACUUGGAUUCUAUCGGUAUGGCUCAACACCAAGAUUCACAACAGAAAAAGAAGAGAAAAUAA
Naegleria lovaniensis is the source of this 4137-nucleotide messenger RNA. RefSeq lists its product as uncharacterized. The transcript has a single exon. NCBI's taxonomy places the organism in Eukaryota, Heterolobosea, Eutetramitea, Acrasida, Naegleriidae. Bases 1 to 4137 code for a protein of 1378 amino acids. Gene Ontology annotation, molecular function: helicase activity. The record is from RefSeq and is a predicted model, not a curated record.